GUUUAGCCAACUCAACGCUUACCACCCGGCGACUCCCGGACCCAAACCCGGAUAAGAAGUGGGCCAACAAUUCACUCGGUCAAGGUAACGUUAAUUUGCAAGAUUUCAGAGUAUGUGCAUUUAAUAGAUAAUGCGCAUUGAAAAGAUCUGAUCUCAAUGAUGAGACAGACUGCAAAACAUACUGGGGUUCCUUAUCCUACCUGGCGUGAGGUGUGUGUGUGACACUAACAACUUCAGAGAUUCAGCACUGAAACACUGUGUUUACUGAGACCUGUGGCAAUGGAAUCUCUACCACCAGCAAAAUCACGACAAGCUUGUCAAGUUCAGAAUCAGCAGAUGCCUUGGAGCAGAAUGUUGCUGGGAUCACUGAUUUUCUUCAGUUGUCUGGUUGCUUCUGUGUCCUCUGAUGAGGAUUACUAUAAGUUAUUGAAGGUGUCCAGAGAAGCCACAACCAGAGAGAUACGACAAGCCUUCAAAAAGCUAGCUCUGAUCAUGCACCCGGAUAAAAACCCACAUGAUGAAACUGCCCACGACAAGUUCCUGAAGGUAACCCGAGCCUAUGAAGUUUUGAAGGAUGACGAUCUGAGGAAGAAGUAUGACAAGUAUGGAGAGAAGGGUCUGCAGGACGAGCAGCAGGGAGGAGGACGAUAUGAGAGCUGGAACUACUAUAGAAAUGAAUUUGGUAUCUACGAUGAUGACCUAGAGAUUGUCACUUUAGAUAGGGGAGACUUCGAUGCAGCAGUGAACUCUGGGGAACUCUGGUUUGUCAACUUCUACUUCCCUCGUUGUCAUCACUGUCACGAGCUGGCUCCCACGUGGAGGGAGUUUGCUAAGGAGAUGGAUGGAGUGAUCAGGAUAGGAGCAGUGAACUGCGGAGACAACAACAGACUGUGUCGCAGCAACGGCAUCAACAGCUACCCCAGCCUCUACAUUUACAAAGCUGGAAUGAAUCCAGAGAAAUACUUUGGAGAUAGGGCCAAGAAGAGUUUGACUAAGUUUGGCAUGCAGUUUGUGAAGAGCAGAGUUACAGAGCUGUGGCAAGGCAAUGUCUUCACCGAGAUUGAGGCAGCAUUUUCAUCUGGAGUUGGAUGGCUGAUCACCUUCUGUGCUGACUCAGGAGACUGUCUAGAGUCACAGACGAGGCAAAAAUUAGCAGGAAUGUUGGAAGGUCUAGUGAACGUGGGCUGGAUGGACUGCUCAACACAGGCUGAGUUGUGUGACAGCUUUGAGGUGACCACCAGCACCACAGCCUUCUUCCCCCCUGGCAGUUCACUGAAGAACAAGGGCAGCGUGCUGUUCCUGCAGAGUUUGGAUACCAGAGAGAUCUAUGGAGAGGUGAUGCAGCAUCUGCCUGACCUAGAGCCUCUUACUAAGGAAACCUUCCAGAGUAAACUGGCCCAUCAUCGGUGGCUGGUCAGUUUUUCUUUCGGACAGAAGACCAUGGCAUCUCAUGAGUAUAAGAAGCUCAAGGCUCUUCUGAAGGCAGCCAACAUACUGGUGGGAAAGGUGGACUGCCUUACUGACUCAGAACUAUGCGCCUCCUUCUACAUUCAAAAGCCCUGCAUCGCUGUCUUCAAAGGCCUUGGGAUUCAUGACUUUGAGAUACACCAUGGGAAGGAUGUGCUGUAUAACAUCAUAGCGUUUGCUAAGGAGAGUGUCAGCGCCCAUGUCACCACUCUGAGACCAGAGAACUUCCCCAGUGAUGGAAAGGAGCCCUGGCUAGUUGACUUCUUUGCUCCUUGGUGUCCGCCCUGUCGUGCUCUCCUCCCUGAGCUGAGGAAAGCCUCGAUCCAGCUGUUUGGUCAGAUGAAGUUCGGAACGCUGGACUGCACCGUGCACGAGAGACUCUGCAGCAUGUAUAAUAUCCAUGCUUACCCGACCACGGUAAUCUUUAACAAGUCCUCCAUCCAUGAGUACGAGGGACAUCACUCUGCUGACGGAAUCCUGGAGUUCAUACAGGACUUGGUUGACCCCACUGUGGUGACCAUGGACCCAGACAGCUUUGCAGAGCUGGUGAAGAGGAGAAAACACAGCGAGACCUGGAUGGUGGACUUCUAUGCCCCGUGGUGUGGGCCCUGUCAGGCCCUGCUGCCUGAGUGGAGGAGGAUGGCACGGGCGGUAAAUGGUAUGAUAAAGGUGGGCACGAUAGACUGUCAGAAACACCACUCCUUUUGCCAAGGAGAGGGUGUCAGAGCCUACCCUGAGAUACGCCUCUACCCUCAGAACGCCAACCGACGAGACAUAUACCAGAGUUACAACGGCUGGCACAGAGAUGCUCACUCUCUCAAAGUCUGGGCUGUGGGUACUCUCCCAAGAGCAUCAGUGGAUCUGACUCCAGAUGACUUCAGGAACAAGGUAAUAGGAGGGACGGAUCACUGGGUGGUGGACUUCUAUGCUCCGUGGUGUGGACCAUGCCAGCACUUUGCCCCAGAGUUCGAGGUCCUCGCUCGGAUGGUGAAAGGGAGUGUGAGGGCAGGGAAAGUAGACUGUCAGGCCCACUACCAGACCUGUCAGUCAGCUGGCAUCACAGCCUAUCCCAGCGUCCGAUUCUACCCACACCUGGGCACUAAGAAGCGCGACCAGGGAGGGGAGCAUGUCAACAGCCGGGAUGCUAAUAACAUCGCAGACGUCCUCCGCCAGAGGCUCCAGCAGUUAUCUCCAUGGUUACAGGGCAAGGCGGACAACUUCAAGGAUGAAUUGUGAGUUCAAGGGGGUCGAUUCCACUGAGAUGGUUUUCCUUAUGGUAACAUAAAGGAUGGUCAAACACACACACACACACACACACACACACACACACACACUUUAACAAACAAAAA
Molecule: messenger RNA, 2816 nt
Organism: Salmo salar (Atlantic salmon)
Lineage: Eukaryota; Metazoa; Chordata; Actinopteri; Salmoniformes; Salmonidae
Source: RefSeq, a predicted model, not a curated record